Neoarius graeffei (lesser salmon catfish) is the source of this 1071-nucleotide messenger RNA. RefSeq names its product peripherin 2-like b (gene prph2lb). Bases 1 to 1071 code for a protein of 356 amino acids. The record is from RefSeq and is a predicted model, not a curated record. Gene Ontology annotation, biological process: visual perception. The transcript is spliced from 3 exons. Gene Ontology annotation, cellular component: membrane. NCBI's taxonomy places the organism in Eukaryota, Metazoa, Chordata, Actinopteri, Siluriformes, Ariidae.
AUGGCGGUCCUAAAGGUGACCUUCACUAAGACAAGUCGAGACAAGCUGGCCCAGGCUCUGUGGGUGCUCAACUGGGUCUCUGUGUUUACGGGCCUCGUCCUCUUCAGCUUGGGCCUUUUCUUAAAAGUGGAGAUCCGGAAGAGACGAGAGCUCAUGACCGACGAGAUCCAUUCUGUGCCAAACAUGCUGAUCGCUGUGGGCUUGGCCGCCUGCAGCAUCAACUUCCUGGGUGGGAAGAUCUGCUACGACUGCGUGGAUGCCGACAAGUUCCUGCACUGGAAGAUCAUCAUGCUACCGUACAUCAUCUGUACCUUCUUCUUCACCUUCUGCAUCCUGGUGGAAGCUCUGAUGUGCUACACCAUGCGCAGAGAUCUGGAAGCAGCUCUGUUUUGGGGUCUACGGGAUGCCAUGCGCUACUACAAGGACACGGAUAAGCCCGGGCGCUGUUACAUCAAGCAGAUCGUUGAUCUCCUGCAGAUCCAGUUCCAGUGCUGUGGAAAUGAUGGGUUUAGAGACUGGUUCCACAUCCAGUGGGUCAGUAACCGGUACCUGGACAUGACCAGCAGUGAAGUGGUGGAUCGACAGAGAAGCAACGUGGAGGGGAAGUACCUCCUGGACGGCGUGCCCUUCAGCUGUUGUAACGUGUUCUCCCCUCGGCCCUGCAUCCAGCACCAAAUCACCAACAGCUCUGCGCACUACAACUACCACUAUCAGACGGAGGAACUGAACCUGAACCAGAAGGGCUGCAGGCACGCGCUGCUGGAUUACUACACCCACAUCAUGCAGUCCAUCGGCUUCAUCGUGCUCAUCAUCUGGCUCUUUGAGCUGGCUGUGCUCACAGGAGUCCGUUACCUGCAGACCUCCAUGGAGAACGUGCUGAAGUUAGGAAACCCUGACUCUGAGUCAGAAGGCUGGCUUCUGGAGAACAGCAUCACAGAGACAGCUCGCUAUAACUUCAACAUCAUCAAGAACCUGGGGAAGUGCUACCAGGUGGAUGACGACCCCAACAUUGAUGUCCCGAGCAGCAGAGGGAACGUCCCCACUUGGCAAAUCCCGGUGGCCAGUGAGUGA